AUUGUAUAAGUUUAUCAACAGAUAACGAUGAUUUUAAUCUAAUCAUUGUUAAUUUAGUGCUAACACCAUGAUAUUUUUCAAAAGCCAACAUAAGUUAUUUAUAUGAUGUGUCCAUCGCUCUAAAAUGACGGAUUUUUUUGUUCCCGACGAGAUAUAUAUGAAGAAACGACUUUGUCGAUAGCUUGUUUCCGACGGAUUUGUCCAUCAGGAAUCGUCUAUUUUCUUGUAGUGAAUGGUAGAUAUGCCGUAGUUAAUGUAAUGAAUUUAUGUUUCAUUGUAGUGCGUACUAGUUUAGAAAAACAUAUACUACUGUUUCAUUCACGUUGAGCUUCGGGGUUCCAUAUCGGUAUAUGGUUUUAAUGUUCAUACUGGAAAGGCAUGUGAACGAUUCAAACAAUAAAUGAAUUGUAUGGACACUCCACGGUUGUAUGGGAAAACAUCUUGAGUUUUUUUUUAAAUGAUUUUAUCUUUAUCAAGGUUGUAUGUAGGAGUGGACAAAUUGCUAGGGAAACUGUCCAAUUUGAAAUUUUGGUGUCCUAGGUUUGCGGACCAGAUCAUAUUUCUAGUCCAAUAUAUGAUACAUAUAUUUUUUUUUUAAAAUAACAAAAAAUUGAGAAGAGAACCAAUAAAUUUAGCAUUUCAUCAGAAGUCCUUAUGGUCGGUUUUUUCUCAAUCUCUUCGAACCUCUUUCCUUCUCAUCUUCAGUUUUCAUUGGUCUUACAAAAUUAGAAAAUGUUGAUGUCUAGUGUAUAUUUAAAGCAUUUCCAAUGUAAAAUUUUGUUUUUUCCUCUAAAACAGAAUAAAAGAGAAUAUGAAGUAAAAAUGUUUUAACUCAACUCUAUUUUACGCUCUAUAAUAGAAUAAUAAACAAAAAAAUAGAUUACUCCAUUUAUAGCGUAAAUUCCAUUAGAAAGUUAGGUUGAAACAUUUAAUACUUCAUACUCUGUUUUAUUCUAUUUUGGAGUAAAAAUGUAUGUAAUAGGGUUGGAGAUACCCCUUAUUAACUUCUAUUUGAAACUCACUGUGUUCCUAUUAGCUUAAUCUUAUGGAUUUUCUAGUUUUUAUUUUAUGUUCUGAGUUAAUGUUAAUAAAAGGUACCAAUUCAAGAUUAAAUAAUUUCAUAUAUUUAAAUUUUCUAUAAGAUAUUGGUUCAUGAUAGGUUAUAGAAAAGUGUUUUAGUGAGAAAAGUUAAAACAUUUAUUAUCGUGCAUUAAUUAUUUCCUAAUGUAUGUUAACUCUAUGGCCUCGAGGAAAUAAUAAAUGCUCGAUCAAAUAGAUUGUCCAUCGCGCUUAUAUAAGAUCUACAUGUAUAAUCCCUCUUCCCUCACACAAACACACAAAUAUAAAUACAAACUAAGAACAAGAUGGACAAUCUGGCGUUAUGUGAAGCAAACAACGCUCCUCUAACGCCCAUAACGUUCUUGAAGAGAGCUUCGGAAUGUUAUCCAAAUAGGACUUCCAUAAUCUAUGGAGAAACUCGUUUCACUUGGCCUCAGACCUAUGACCGUUGCUGUCGUCUAGCUGCUUCUCUCCUAUCUCUUAACAUCGCCAAGAAUGAUAUCGUAUCCGUUCUGGCCCCAAACAUACCGGCCAUAUAUGAGAUGCACUUCGCUGUUCCCAUGGCUGGAGCUGUCCUAAACCCUAUCAACACCCGCCUUGACGCAAAAUCCAUCGCCGCAAUCUUCCGCCACGCACAGCCCAAGAUAUUAUUCGUAGACCGCAACCUUGAGACCUUAGCUAGAGCCACGCUCCAUCUACUACCAGAUGAAGAGCAGCGGAACCUGCUGGUCAUUUUCAUUGACGAGCCCGAUCGCCCUAAAAGGAUUUCGUCCAAUGAUCAGUUAGACUACGAAGAGCUCAUCCGUAGGGGAGAACCUUCGUCCUCCUCGGUUGCACGUAUGUUCCGUAUUCAAAACGAGCAUGAUCCGAUCUCGUUAAACUACACAUCGGGUACCACGAGCGAACCAAAAGGUGUGGUGGUCAGCCACCGUGGAGUUUAUUUGAGCUCUCUAAGCGUGAUUAUGGGCUGGGAGAUGGGGAAGUUCCCGGUCUACCUUUGGACUCUGCCUAUGUUUCAUUGCAAUGGAUGGAAUCUCACAUGGUCAGUGGCAGCACGUGGAGGCACCAACGUCUGUAUAAGGCAUGUGUCUGCCCCGGAGAUUUAUAAGAACAUAGAAUCGCACGGCGUGACGCAUAUGUGUUGUGUUCCUACAGUCUUAAACAUUCUGCUUCAAGGAAAUUCACUUGACAUGUCACAAAGGUCAAAGCCGGUUCAGGUUUUGACCGGAGGUUCAUCGCCUCCUACUGCCCUUGUAGAGAAAGUUCAGCGGCUCGGGUUUGAAGUGCUGCAUGUUUAUGGGCUCACGGAGGCCACUGGUGCUGUUCUCUUUUGUGAGUGGCAUGACGAGUGGAACAGACUUCCAGAGAAGCAACAGAUGGAGAUGAAAGCAAGACAAGGGGUAGGCAUCUUAGCCCUAGCUGACGUUGACGUAAAGAACAAAAAAACCCAGGAGAGUGUCCCACGCGAUGGGACGACAAUGGGAGAAAUUGUCAUGAAAGGAAGCAGCAUAAUGAAAGGGUAUCUAAGGAAUCCGAAAGCUACAUCUGAAGCGUUUAAACACGGAUGGCUCCACACGGGAGACAUAGGUGUGAUCCAUCCCGAUGGUCACAUACAGAUCAAAGAUCGGUCCAAAGAUAUUAUCAUAUCGGGAGGUGAAAACAUCAACAGUAUUGAAGUUGAGAAUGUUCUUUACAAAUAUAAGAAAGUGCUCGAGGCCGCUGUUGUCGCCAUGCCUCACCCUAUGUGGGGUGAAACCCCUUGUGCGUUCGUUGUUCUAGAAAAGCGUAAGACUGGUCAAGGAGACUGUGAUGAUCAGUUCAUGACAAGAGAAGGUGAUUUGAUUAAGUAUUGCCGUGAGAAUCUGCCUCAUUUUAUGUGUCCGAAGAGGGUUGUGUUCAUGGGAGAACUACCUAAGAACGGCAACGGAAAGAUUCUUAAACAUAAGCUAAGAAACAUCGCUAAAAGUUUGGUUAUUAAUGAUGACAAUACUAUUGGCAUUAAGCACUAAAUAUCAUCUCUCAUGGAAAAUCCUUAAGAGUGAGAUGAUUAGAAAUCUGGUAUUUA
Molecule: messenger RNA, 3124 nt
Organism: Brassica rapa (field mustard)
Lineage: Eukaryota; Viridiplantae; Streptophyta; Magnoliopsida; Brassicales; Brassicaceae
Product: benzoate--CoA ligase, peroxisomal
Source: RefSeq, a predicted model, not a curated record